AUGGCCGUGAAUGCCCAACUUGUUAAAAAGUUCCGUAUUCAACCUAUAACAUGCCCUGUUGACAGUAUACGAUGUUAUAUUUGUUCCAACACCAACAACCUAGCAUGUGGAUUAGAUUUUAAAACGUACCAGUUUAAAACAGAAGAUUGCAUAGAUCCUAACGCUAAAUGCGGUAAACAGACACAGAUGCCCCUAGAAGGUGAUGUUUCUACUCAUGGUUGGGUCGGUGUUCUAAGAUCCUGUUAUUUACCAGGAUCGCUUCCGGGGAUUAACGAAACCAACGGAUGUCACAUGUGGACGAAUUACGAUCAGAACUUUACUGCAUCUUACUGUUUUUGCGAUACAGACAAAUGUAACAGUGCAUACACUUUCCACUCCGCCCCUCAUUUCAUUACAUUUGCAAGUGUUUUAAGUGCUUUGAUUCUCUGUAUGCAAUAA
Molecule: messenger RNA, 438 nt
Organism: Lottia gigantea (owl limpet)
Lineage: Eukaryota; Metazoa; Mollusca; Gastropoda; Lottiidae
Exons: 3
Coding region: 1-438 (145 amino acids)
Biological process (GO): positive regulation of voltage-gated potassium channel activity; sleep; regulation of synaptic transmission, cholinergic
Source: RefSeq, a predicted model, not a curated record